AUGUCGGUGGUGGAAGAAAGUUCGCAGGAGGUUUUGGAUCAGCAGAGGACAAUAGAGGGCGAGGAUGGUGUUCUUAUCAAUCACAAUGUCGGAGAAGACGAUUCUUUGAAGGGUCACGAAAUGUUUAAUAUUAUCACAAACGCUUCUUCGGAUGUGAAUCACCAGAAACGCAUACUGAAACCCCGAGAGAUUGAAAAGACAUUUCGCAUAAUGGCCUUUCGAAAACUUCAAAGACAAGUGAUGGGACGUUAUCAAAAACGAUCAAAAUUUCGACUGUUUUGGAUCUUUAUGUUUGUGACGGCCUUCUCAUCUUUGAUGGGUGUUGGAUUGACCAGGGGGUUAGUCAUUGCCACGAUAGCCCUUCUGAUAGUAAAUCACGGAUCGCCGAUAGAAGAAGGUUCCACGGUUAACCUUGGGACCAAAAUCGUUUUCGUGGUUCUUGUUCUUCUCGAAUUUUUGACACUCGUGAUCUGGGCGAUCAUUCGUUUCGCAUAUCCUCAAAUCGUAAGAAACGCCAUUUGGUUGGACACCGUUUGGUGGUGGAUGAUCAAAGAAGCGACCACCGAGAACGUUGAAAAUAAGGCUGCAGGAGAGGUGGACGAGAAUGGUUGGCCGCAUGGGAGAGGUGAAUGGGUGGACGAUUCUUUUGAUGGAGAGUGUCUCAAAGGUAUUUGGGAACAUGGUGUGCCUGUCGGUCCGUUCCAAGCAAGGGCUUCGGGAACUGGAGAUGCGUUUCACGCCAUUCGCGUUGGUUUCGUGAGAAAUCGUCACACGCCCUUUGGAGAAACGAGACUUUUUCCAAGACCUUUUAAAGGCGGCCUGGAUAUUGGCGUGGCAACGGUUGAAUGCUCGGUUUCUGGAAAAUAUCUGAAACACCUUCCAAACGCAAACCUCAUCAUUCCGCAGGAAUCUCUCUCUGAAGUCUAUUGUAACAACAUUUCCGAUGGUUCACCCGACUUCGCAUCGAAGAAUUCACCAUCGUACACUUCAUUGAUCGAACAUUGCCUUAAAAAUAUGACCAGAUUCGGAGUCGCGAUGGGAAUCAAAGAAGAACACAUGGUGGUCAUACGCUUUGAUGAUGAAAGAUAUAACAUUACGGGAUACCAUCCUAUCGGUGACUCCGCGUCAAGAGACCAAAUCGUUGUGAGGAAAGUGCCGAAAAUUAGAGAAGAGGAGUUGAGCAAAGGUUCGCUGGAGAGUAUCGAGUAUACUUUGGAAAUCGACGGAUGGGAGCAAUCGAAUGGUCUUAACAUGACAUAUAAGGAGGUCGCGCUCAAGUAUGUCGAAGCGUUCGAGAAGUUAUUCACUGUACGCCACACCUCACAACAAAAUCUCCGACCGGACAACUCACCUGAAAUCACAGAGUCCAAAUCGACCCUUGAUGAAGACCCCCCAACCAUGAAACUCUCGUCCGUAACCCUUCUCAAUCCCGACGCAUCUUUGGAUUCAUUCGCGAGCCACGACUACCCGCAGCUCUACAAAUAUUGCGAUCACAUCACCGUUUACUCCAACUCCCGAGAUUUUGCAUUAAAAAUGGAAGAGUUCUUUAGUAGAUCCCGAUCCUUGGGUAGAAAAACCGACGAUAUCUACCACAAUGGAGGGUUGAUAGAUGUUGAUUUGAUUGAUACCACUCAAUUGGAUGUGAACAUCCAUAAGAUGAGACAUAACUUUUUUAAUUUGAACAGAUUGCUGGUAGAUGAUCUGUGUGACAUCAUCGUGCUGGGGAAAAGAGCGAAUGAGAGGAAGUCAAGGUUGAGUAGAAGAGAGAGAGGCGGGCGAGGAGGAAUGGUGUAUACAUUUUUGGUGGCACCAAGCUAUGUCGUUAAUAAAUAG
This is a messenger RNA of Acaulospora colombiana, 1833 nucleotides long. The record is from the annotation of a GenBank genome assembly. NCBI's taxonomy places the organism in Eukaryota, Fungi, Glomeromycota, Glomeromycetes, Diversisporales, Acaulosporaceae.